AUGGAGGUGACUUUGGCACUCAGUAAAAAACCUUCAGAUACUGCUCUCACACACACAAAUCAAUAGCAUCAGCUCAAAGAUCAUGCUCGGGGAAUCUUCGUCUGGACGGCAGCCUGUCUAUCUCAGCUGCAGGCACAACCGCUUUCCGGAGAACAAUUGCCCAGCAGUCUUGAGGAGCCGACCGUGCCAACCUCGACUGAGUGGCGGGGCACAAUCAGCCUUGCCGGCAGCCAACCAAGCCUCAUGCAGCUUCUUGAGCUGACCCGAGAGCACGAGAAACGGGUCGGCGAAUACGAGGCGAAGCAGGCCCGUUACUCAGAACUACAG
This is a messenger RNA of Protopolystoma xenopodis, 327 nucleotides long. The record is from the annotation of a GenBank genome assembly. Lineage: Eukaryota; Metazoa; Platyhelminthes; Monogenea; Polystomatidea; Polystomatidae.